AUGCAGUCCAGAGAAGCGUCUCACGCCGGGUCGUGGUACUCGGACAGUACCCGUACCCUCACCCAUCAGCUCGAUCAAUGGCUGGCCCAAGUACCAGAUACGAUGGCCAACGUCGGCUCGCUGCCCGUCCCCGGAGCCCGAGUAAUCAUCGCACCCCACGCGGGUUACUCCUACUCCGGACCCUGCGCCGCCUACGCAUACAAAGCCCUCGAUCUCUCCAAAGCGUAUGAUGAAGCCCACGGAUCCGACCUUCUGAUAAUGCCUCCGCAGCUGACAUCUCGUCCCACCAGCAAGCGCAUCUUCCUCACUUCAUACUACACGCCUCUCUCCUCCGAUCCCCUCCCCCUCGACACCGAGCUCAUUGCCCACCUCCUCAACACGCCCGCCACCAAAGCCACCGGCUCCAAAGUAAGCUUCACGACGAUGACCCGCUCCAUCGACGAAGACGAGCACAGCAUCGAGCUACACCUGCCCUACAUCCACCGUCUCCUGCAGCUGCAGUACCCCAACACCCCGACCGCGCAGUACCCGCCCCUUGUCCCAAUCAUGGUAGGCAGCACCUCCGCCGCGACGGAGCAGGCGUUUGGGUCAUUGCUAGCGCCCUACCUAGCGGAUCCAUCCAAUGCAUUCGUGAUCAGCUCGGACUUUUGCCAUUGGGGUCUGCGGUUCAGGUACACAUACUAUGUACCACAGGCACCGAAACCGAGCCUGCCUUUGCCCUUGUCGAGCGAUGUGUUGCCGCAGCCCGGGAUGAAUGCGGAUGAUGUUCUCGCGACGAUUGACGCUGUCUCUGCGGGCCAUGAAUUGCAGCGCAGGGACCGCGUCUCGGCCCGUGAACCGGCAAUCCAUGAGAGUAUCUCGGCGUUUGAUAUUGCGACUAUGGCGGCUAUCACGACGGGAUCGACCAAGGUCUUUUUGGAUACGAUCAACCGCACAGAGAAUACAGUUUGUGGUCGUCAUCCUAUUGGCGUGAUCAUGGCUGCCAUGGAGAUUGUCGCGGCGAGUCAGCCACCGAACGAUAAGCAGGGCCGCUUCCAUUUCUUGCGGUAUGAGCGUAGUUCUGACGCGGUGGAUGUGUCGGAUAGCUCAGUGAGCUAUGUCUCUGCUUUUGCAGUGCUCUAA
Penicillium lagena is the source of this 1122-nucleotide messenger RNA. RefSeq names its product protein MEMO1. The record is from RefSeq and is a predicted model, not a curated record. NCBI's taxonomy places the organism in Eukaryota, Fungi, Ascomycota, Eurotiomycetes, Eurotiales, Aspergillaceae. Bases 1 to 1122 code for a protein of 373 amino acids. The transcript has 3 exons.